GUCUGUGGCGCGCUCAGACCACCAGCUCAGAAGCUUUCAUUGGCACGUCUACGCCGUCCGUGCAACAGUACCGCGAAGGUUCAGCUACUCGGGACGACUCGGGGCGUGCUAUUCGUGUAGUCAGUGUUGUGUGAAUGAUUACGUUUUAGUCUGUGCCACGACACCUGUGCGGCGUGUGUUCAUUAUGAAUGUCGUGUCUUCGUUUUGUGGGUAUGACAUACUCGAAUUGUGUUAUUACAUGUCUGUUUUAGUGCAAUGUUCAGUAUUAGUGUAAGAUAUACUUGGUAAUUGGCGAGAGUCCCAUCUGCUGAGACAAUUCCGAAGCAUUCAGGGAUGUAACAAUCCAAAAUGUUGGACGUAAUGUCAACUCAGCUUCAGGGGCCUUCAACCCCUUCAACAAGUCCUAAUGCGGCAUCCUUGGGAAGCGCCCCUCGAAGCAACUCUGUGGGCAAAUUGUCAUUGCCCAGCUUGCGCCGAGUGGGAUAUCAUGAGCGAGUUCGAACUCGCCAGUUAAUUCGAGAUAACAUGAAAAAGACCAUGAACAGUAAAAGUUUUCCAGUCAAGCAGAUGGAAUGGAAUAUAUUCUGGGGAAAGACUGGUCGACCUUUCCAAGGUCUUUGCUGUGCAGCUUGUACACCGAAUAGCCAGAUAUCCUUUGUAACGGAAGCCUCCAAAACAACAAGUUUAAAAAACGUUUUGGAUGUGGAUGCUCAGAAUGGCAAAGGUUUCCUCACUCGUAGACUCUGCCAUCUAAAUACUGUGUGGAAUCUCAAAAAGUAUGAUUAUCCUCAACUUUCACCUACUGUUCUGCGGGAUGAGAGGUUACAACAAGCAGUAGUGGAAGCUGCCAAGAGGGAUGCAGCAGAUGUGAAAGAAGACAAAGACAGUCUUUAUGAUUGCUUUCUCAAGAAGCAUGAAGAAAGAGCAACUCGUGUUGUUAUGAAAAUGCGGUCUACCUUAUCAGAUUUUCUAUUAAGGUUGACAUCAUGGAUACUGUACAAAUUGCUCCCUUGCUUCUUGACAAGUGUAGCAGCUCACCCAGGACAGCUUCGGAUGUUGCAUGCUGCUGGGGAGACUGGGCUUCCUUUAAUCUUUCUUCCUCUUCAUCGCAGUCACCUUGACUAUAUUCUCAUAUCAUUCAUCUUGCUCAACAACAACAUUCGUUCACCUUUGGUUGCUGCAGGUGACAACCUUUCCAUCCCCGUAUUUGGAUGGCUAUUGCGUGGACUUGGUGCAUUUUUCAUCAAGCGACGAAUGGAUCCUGUCGCUGGCCAGAAAGAUGUUGUAUAUCGAGCUGCACUUCAUACAUAUAUGAUACACUGCCUAAGAGCUGGUCACAAUAUGGAAUUUUAUAUCGAAGGAGGCCGAACACGAACUGGCAAACCAUCUCUUCCCAAAGGUGGUUUGCUCAGUGUUAUUGUUGAUGCAUAUAUGGAUGGUACUAUUGAAGAUGCUCUUUUAGUACCUGUUAGUGUAAAUUAUGAGAAACUUGUUGAUGGCAACUUUGUUCGAGAACUAUUAGGUCAACCAAAGAAAAUGGAGACAUUUGGAAGUGCUGUGAAAGGAAUAUGGUCUGUUUUGAAUUCAAAUUAUGGAAUGAUGAGGAUAGAUUUUAAUCAACCCUUCUCGCUAAGGGAACUUGUGCAGUCCUUCCAGGCUAACACAAAAAUUAUAAUGCGAAAUCCACGGGUUCUGAUGUCCAAUGAUGAUAUGUAUAGUGAUACAAAUAAGAACAGCAUGACCAUUUCAUCUGGUGCUCAAAUGCAUCACGUGCCUUCUAGUGCAUCUCUGUUUGGAACUGACUAUGUAGAUGAUAAGAGUAGAUUCCUGGUGGAGUCAAUUGCGAGGCAUAUUCUGUUUGAUGCCACAAGGUCAACAAGUAUUAUGUCUACUAAUGCUAUAGCAUUUCUCCUAUUGAACAAGCAUCGUUGUGGGACUACGUUAGGCAACCUGGUCAGAAGUCUUGAUGAACUCCGGAAGGAACUGUUGGUAUCUGAAAGGGAUGUGGGCUUUUGUGGUGAAUCAAUCGACGUUGUGAAUCAUGCUGUGGAAUUGCUUGGACCAGGCCUUGUUAGAAAAGAGAAGAAGAUAUUGCCCAUUGAAGGGGAGGAUCCAGAACCAACAAUCUUUAUUUCUCCUGUUAUUAUGUUACCCAAUGUGAUUGAACUAUCAUAUUAUAGUAAUACUGUUUUGGCAUUUUAUGUAAUGGAUUCUAUAACUGCUACAGGAUUGGUCUCUCUACUUCCAUUUGAUAUGUACCAUUCUGAGGCCGGACAACAAAGUAGUGCUCAUGCAAUUUGGCUAGAGAGCCUCAUGGAGGCUGCAUAUGAGUUGUGUGACAUUCUGCAGUUUGAGUUCAUUUUCACCAAACCUUGUCAACAUUUGGAAACUGUUCUUAUGGACAGAAUAGACAGCCUAUGUACAGCCAAUGUUCUAUUACUAGAUGAAGCAAAAGUGGAAUCAGAUGACGAAAGAGGUAUUCGUCCCUCACGGAGAAUACCUUCCUAUCUUGAAUAUGACAGCGAAGAAGAUGACCUUGCAAAUGCUGAACCACAGACCAAAUACACCCUGAAUAUUGAGAGAGAUGCUCUCCGGCGCCUGGACUUCCUUCAUGGACUACUUAGACCAUUAGUGGAUACUUACGCUGCCAGCGCAAGUGUGUUGGAACGAUUAGCAUCUCGAUCGCGCUCUGAGAAGGAGUUGGUACAUGACAUCUUAGCUGAAGUAAAAGUGCAGCUUGACAGUGGACAAUGUCAAUAUGGAGAGAGUUUGUCAGUGGAUCCCAUAAAGAAUUCCUUAAAGCUUUUUGAACGAUGGGGUGUCCUUGAGUGUCACGUUGAGGAGAAUGUGAAGCUGUAUUAUUUAUCUGAAUCAAGAGAUAGUGAAGAAAGUGUAAGAGAAGUGUACAAUAAGAUUAAUAAAUAUAAAUGGAUUAUAGGUAUGUGGGAUGCAGUGUCCGGUCAGGAUAGCAGUGCUGCCUCCUGUGGAAGUGGUUCUAUUGAAUCUUAUGAUGUUAUAGUUUGGGAUGGAGGAUAUGUUGGGUUUCAACCAUGUCUCCUGUAA
Gryllus bimaculatus (two-spotted cricket) is the source of this 3063-nucleotide messenger RNA. The record is from the annotation of a GenBank genome assembly. NCBI's taxonomy places the organism in Eukaryota, Metazoa, Arthropoda, Insecta, Orthoptera, Gryllidae.